CCAUGCACAUUAGAUACGGACAUACAUCUAGGUUUAUGUAAACCCAAAACAUGUUUGAUUAUGUAGCACAUGUUAUUUUUUUUUCUUUUAUUUAAAAUAGAUUAAUCCUAAUUAUUAGUCAUGUCAAUUUUCUUGACAUUUUGGAAAAUUCGAACUUAUUAGUAAUAGGAAAUUUAUUCACCGUAAAAUCCGCGGAUAUCUUCUUACCUAUAUUUGAAAGAUAAAAUGCGAGUUAAAACACACAAAACCGGAUGGAAACAAGGAAAGAUUAUAUAUUUGAAAUUCUUUAAACAUUAUUUUUAUAAAGUAGACACAUUAUCAUUCUUUAUAUCGGCAAACAGGACAGGAUUGUCUUUGGGAAAUUCUGUAAAACAUGGUAAUGGCAAAAUUUGGCUAGACGACAUAGAAUGUACUGGAACGGAGAGCAACAUGACAAAGUGCCCACAUAGUUUAUGGGGAACUCAUAAUUGCAUUCAUGAUGAAGAUGUAGGAGUACAUUGCUUUAGGUCAUAUGAAAACAGUUAUGAUUUGUCAGGGAAUUGGGGAACAUGGACGUUUUGGACAGAUUGCAGUGCAACAUGUGAAGGGGGAUUACAAAGCAGAUCACGCGAAUGUAACAAUAGAUCUCCUCCAGCAUACUGCACAGGAACCCCAAAACAAAGUCGCGUUUGCAAUAAUGAUUGUUGUCAUUCACCAAUCAAUGGUGGAUGGAGUAUCUGGACAGAAUGGACUACUUGCACAACCACAUGUGGAGGUGGUCUUCAACGUAGAUCACGUGAUUGUAAUAAUCCACUUCCACGUGAUGGAGGAACAUGUUGUGAAGGACUAUCAUUUGAUAAUAGACUGUGUGACAGUGCUUGUUGUACUGAUAUGUUUGACUUCAAAUAUCUGUCAUACACUCUUUGUGGUACGUGUAUAGAUAAUAAAACAAGUCAACAUUUUGAAUGA
This is a messenger RNA of Mytilus californianus (California mussel), 948 nucleotides long. RefSeq names its product A disintegrin and metalloproteinase with thrombospondin motifs adt-1-like. Lineage: Eukaryota; Metazoa; Mollusca; Bivalvia; Mytilida; Mytilidae. The record is from RefSeq and is a predicted model, not a curated record. Gene Ontology annotation, cellular component: membrane. The coding region runs from base 226 to 948 and encodes 240 amino acids. The transcript is spliced from 3 exons.